UCUCAGAGAAAGGCUGAAAUACCGUACUUACUCGUAACGGAAAUUUACUGCAAGUACUUUCCAUGUGUAUUAAGAAAAAAUGUUGUGGGAAAGGAAAGAACUGUUUAGAUUGAUAGGGGAGUGGAAACUUUUGCCGGUGCUGUGGGCUCAGCAACCCAAAGACAUCGGCAAUAAAAUCCGGAAGCAAAAAUCACCGAAGCCAUGUGUCAGCCGUAGACGAUCCAAGAAGCAAAAGGCGUUAAAACUAUUGGCUGCUAAAUUCGACACUACGGCGCAUGAAAUAAGCAGACAGCUUUUCAUGUUCCGAAAACAGUACCAAGAGGAAAGAGCCCGGAGAGCCCGUACGGCCGGACGCACCUACAAAAGUACGUGGGAAUUUUACAACGCCUGUAAGUUCAUGUCCGGCAAAAGUUCAAACGAUGCGGCCGCCAACAAAAUCAUGAAACCGAAGGAUUUUGAAGCUCAAAAGCAUGAAACGGACAACGGCCAAAGGAAUGUACCGGAGAAGAAAGCACAACAACAACCAUUCAAAACAGAAUUGAUCCACGCAGAAGAAGAAAAAGAUCCUCAUAUCGAAGUAAUGUAUAAGUCUCUGGGGGAUGAACACCAGAUAUUCGGUGACUAUGUUGCCUCAGAGAUGAGGAAUCUGAAAAAUGAAGAUACCAGACGUCAGAUGAAGAUAAGUAUUCAUCGGGCAAUAAUGUACGCGAUCGAGAGUGACGCGUAUCAAAUGCCGGACGACGCACAAUCGGAACGUUCGUUUCCAUCCCCGGGUGCCCCUGAACCAUCGUUCAACUCAACGUAUGAUUUUGACAUGGAGGAUGAAAAGCCGCUGAUAAUGCAUGAAGACGAAGACGGAGAAGAAUUUUUGCUGCAAACGUUUCCUCUGAACAACUUCAGUGAUGCGGAAUACUUGGAUGAACCAUAAACUGUUUGUUUUUGUCACAUGAAAGUUAGUAAUAUGUUGAGAUUUCCCUAAUGAUUUUUAUUUGCACCUUCAAUAGUCUGAUGUAUAUCAGUGACGCAAUGACAUUUUUAAUUUUCCGAACAAUCCAUAAAAUUCGUAUAUUUGUAAAAAUAUCCAGAA
This is a messenger RNA of Toxorhynchites rutilus septentrionalis, 1087 nucleotides long. RefSeq lists its product as uncharacterized. The transcript has 3 exons. Bases 80 to 928 code for a protein of 282 amino acids. NCBI's taxonomy places the organism in Eukaryota, Metazoa, Arthropoda, Insecta, Diptera, Culicidae. The record is from RefSeq and is a predicted model, not a curated record.